UUCUACAGUGGGAGCCAAGAAGAAAGGUUUGCUCCCGGGUGGAACAGGGAUUAUCCUCCUCCUCCCCUUAAGAGUCAUGCUCAAGAGAGACACUCUGGCAACUUUCCUGGCAGAGAUUCACUUCCCUUUGAUUUCCAGGGGCAUUCGGGGCCUCCUUUUGCAAAUGUAGAGGAGCAUUCUUUCAGCUAUGGAGCUAGAGACGGACCGCAUGGUGACUAUCGAGGAGGGGAGGGACCUGGACAUGAUUUCAGGGGGGGAGAUUUUUCGUCUUCUGAUUUCCAGAGCAGAGAUUCAUCACAGUUGGACUUCAGGGGUAGGGACAUACAUUCUGGGGAUUUUCGGGAUAGAGAAGGACCACCUAUGGACUAUAGGGGUGGAGAUGGUACUUCUAUGGAUUAUAGAGGUAGGGAGGCACCUCAUAUGAACUACAGAGACAGGGAUGCUCACGCUGUUGACUUCAGAGGUAGGGAUGCCCCUCCAUCUGACUUCAGGGGCCGGGGCACUUAUGAUUUAGAUUUUAGAGGCCGAGAUGGAUCCCAUGCAGAUUUUAGGGGAAGGGAUUUAUCAGAUUUGGAUUUUAGGGCCAGGGAACAGUCCCGUUCUGAUUUUAGGAAUAGAGAUGUAUCUGAUUUGGACUUCAGAGAUAAAGACGGAACACAAGUAGACUUUAGAGGCCGAGGUUCAGGUACUGCUGAUCUAGACUUUAGGGACAGGGAUACACCACAUUCAGAUUUCAGAGGUAGACACCGGUCUAGGACUGAUCAGGAUUUUAGGGGCAGAGAGAUGGGAACUUGUAUGGAAUUUAAAGAUAGGGAGAUGCCCCCUGUGGAUCCAAAUAUUUUGGAUUACAUUCAGCCCUCUACACAAGAUAGAGAACAUUCUGGUAUGAAUGUGAACAGGAGAGAAGAAUCCACACAUGACCAUACGAUAGAAAGGCCUGCUUUCGGCAUUCAGAAGGGAGAAUUUGAGCAUUCAGAAACAAGAGAAGGAGAAACACAAGGUGUAGCCUUUGAACAUGAGUCUUCAGCAGACUUUCGGAACAGCCAGAGUCCAGUUCAAGACCAAGAUAAGUCACAGCUUUCUGGAGGUGAACAGCAGAGUUCAGAUGCUGGUCUGUUUAAAGAAGAAGGCGGUCUGGACUUUCUUGGGCGGCAAGACACUGAUUACAGAAGCAUGGAGUACCGUGAUGUGGAUCAUAGGCUGCCAGGAAGCCAGAUGUUUGGCUAUGGCCAGAGCAAGUCUUUUCCAGAGGGCAAAACUGCCCGAGAUGCCCAACGGGACCUUCAGGAUCAAGAUUAUAGGACUGGCCCAAGUGAGGAGAAACCCAGCAGACUUAUUAGAUUAAGUGGGGUGCCUGAAAACGCCACAAAAGAAGAGAUUCUUAAUGCUUUUCGGACUCCUGAUGGCAUGCCUGUAAAGAACUUGCAGUUGAAGGAGUAUAACACAGGUGAGUUUCUUGACUUGCAUGUGGCCUUGGGUUAGCAGGAGUCGAGUCUCUGUCAGAUCUCUGCAUCAUGUGCUACUUAAAAUUUAUUUUAAGAAACCACAAUUAAAAUUUCCAGAAGCCUCCCGUUGGUGCCUCCAAAUAACAACCAGCUUUAAUCUUAACUGUGGUUCUUUGUGGAUGUUUGUCCACACAUGGGUGAUGAGGAUGCAUGUUCCAGUUCUUCUGAAUGCCUGUGAUAUAUAAAGAGAGUGUCGCAGCAAUUGCCCUGAAUAUAUUUUAUAUAAUUAUUUAACUUGCUAUGGAUGUUCUUCAUGGUGGUGGAAUGUUUAUGUUUGAGCCUAGUAGGAUUUAAUAAGCUUGCUGUAUGUAAAACUUUACAUUCAUUGCUUCAGAGUAAAAUUUAUGACUUCCCAGAGGAAUUGUACAAAUUAGUGGUUUCUUUAAUUUUCAGUUUUGCUUUGAGAAUGGAGUCCUGUUACAGUUAUUUUGUUGAAAUCCAUGAAUAGAUCCAGAAGAGCUUUCCCUUUGACAUCUGUUCUGUGGUCUGAAUGGUAGAUUAAACUUUUCAGAAUAUCCUCCUAGUCGUAUUUCACAGCACCAAUUUCAGUCAUUUCCUUUAAAUCUUACUACAGUGAAAGUAGUCAAAGGUGAAAUGCCAAGAACUCAAGGUU
Molecule: messenger RNA, 2118 nt
Organism: Piliocolobus tephrosceles (Ugandan red Colobus)
Lineage: Eukaryota; Metazoa; Chordata; Mammalia; Primates; Cercopithecidae
Product: RNA-binding protein 6
Exons: 3
Source: RefSeq, a predicted model, not a curated record